UUUGUUUUCCCGUAUCCGCCAUUUCAGUUUUUGAAGUUAGUUGUCAUCGGUCGUUGGAUUGUAGCUGGAAAUCAGCCGCUUUAACGCACUACAGGAUUAUUGGAUCUUAAUUCCGGUCCCAAAGCGGAUCAGAGUCCUUUUACAUUCACGGUUCCGGUCGUGUUUCGGCGGAUUGAUGUCGUAAGGGCUCGCUGCGGAGGUCGCCUGUUUACUAAACGUGCUCCAGGCGCUAAAGUUUUUGUAUGAGUUGAAGGCUUCGCCUGUGGAGAACAGGAGGGAGAGAAGGGAAGGCCCCGGUGAAGCCUCGGCUUUGAGUGGUUACCAUGGCCGGAAAUUUUGACGCGGAGGACCGCGGCAGCUGGUACUGGGGUCGUUUGACCAGGCAGGAGGCUGUGUCUCUGCUGCAGGGGCAGAGGCACGGCGUGUUCCUGGUCCGGGACUCCAUCACCAGCCCCGGAGACUACGUGCUCUCCGUAUCAGAGAACUCCAAAGUCUCGCAUUACAUAAUAAACAGCAUCAGCAACAACCGACAAUCCGGUCCAGGUUUGGCCCACCCGAGGUUCCGAAUCGGUGACCAGGAGUUUGAAGCGCUCCCUGCUUUGCUAGAAUUCUACAAAAUCCACUACUUGGACACCACUACCUUAAUAGAGCCCAUCAACAAGUCCAAACACACCUCCUUUAUUAGCGUGGGCCCCGGUGGAGGCCCCCCGCCGCGCCUGGAAGACGAGUAUGUCCGAGCACUUUUUGAUUUCCCGGGAAACGACGAGGAGGAUCUCCCGUUUAGGAAGGGCGACAUUCUCCGUGUUCUGGAGAAGCCGGAGGAGCAGUGGUGGAACGCCCAGAACUCUGAGGGCCGGGCGGGGAUGAUCCCGGUGCCGUAUGUGGAGAAGUACCGGCCGUCGUCUCCGAAUUCGGCGGCGGGGCCCGGCGCACCGGGGGUUGCGCCUGGAGGAAUGGUGAUGGUAGGGAACUCUGACGGCUCCGCAGCCCCGUCUGGCCCUCCUCUGCUGGGAGACCCGAGCCAAUACGCCCAGCCCACCCCCCUCCCAAACCUCCAGAAUGGACCUGUCUUUGCCAGGGCCAUACAGAAGAGGGUGCCCAACGCCUACGACAAGACUGCCCUGGCCCUGGAGGUGGGCGACAUGGUGAAGGUGACCAAAAUAAACGUGAACGGCCAGUGGGAGGGUGAAUGUAAAGGCAAACGCGGCCACUUUCCCUUCACACACGUCAAACUGCUGGACCAGCACAAUGCCGAGGAAGAGCUAAGCUGAGGACGGACAGCCGGGCCGCAACCUGGACACUAGUAUUAGACCCUUCCUCACUUCCCUCUCCCCCUUCCACACACUCAACUCUUCCCCCCCCUUCCUCUCACGUCUGCUCCAGUUAUCACCUGCACCAAGUACAGUUUCAUAGAGUCACUUCAGAACAAAAACAAAACGAGACUUUGGUUGGACCCUUGUAUCACACACACACACACACACACACACACACACACACA
Messenger RNA from Labrus bergylta (ballan wrasse), 1498 nucleotides. RefSeq names its product v-crk avian sarcoma virus CT10 oncogene homolog (gene crk). Lineage: Eukaryota; Metazoa; Chordata; Actinopteri; Labriformes; Labridae. Gene Ontology annotation, biological process: signal transduction; cell migration. Gene Ontology annotation, molecular function: receptor tyrosine kinase binding; signaling adaptor activity. The record is from RefSeq and is a predicted model, not a curated record.